Leptopilina boulardi is the source of this 2610-nucleotide messenger RNA. RefSeq names its product mitochondrial uncoupling protein 2-like. Gene Ontology annotation, cellular component: mitochondrial membrane. Gene Ontology annotation, biological process: mitochondrial transport; mitochondrial transmembrane transport; adaptive thermogenesis. The record is from RefSeq and is a predicted model, not a curated record. The coding region runs from base 521 to 1465 and encodes 314 amino acids. NCBI's taxonomy places the organism in Eukaryota, Metazoa, Arthropoda, Insecta, Hymenoptera, Figitidae. The transcript is spliced from 6 exons. Gene Ontology annotation, molecular function: oxidative phosphorylation uncoupler activity.
UGAAGCUUCUUUCCCUAUAAUUUACCCCAAAAGUGACGUUCUAAAACGUCAUUGGCUGAACACCAAGCAACCUUCGACCGUAUUCUAUUGGGUGCGUUAACACGAGACCGGUGGAAGCAAAAAGCAUUACAGUUGUGUAGUUACUGAGCUCCUGAAUACUUGAAGAGUAUGAUUAAGGAAAUUCAUCAAGAGGAAGAUAAAGACGAAUGCCUGCGGGCAGGAGGGCUCUACGUUUUCCCAGAUCAUUUUAGAGAAAAUAAUUUUUAAAUACUUCAUGAUUCUUUGAAAUAUCAUAAUUUGUCCUAAUCAAAGGACUUGUAAAUAGUGUACAAAAUCGAAAUUUUUGUGUGUAUAAUUUAUUUUGUGAAUGAAGAAACAAAACAUUCACAUCAGAGGAUAGUAAUAAUAAUAAUAAUAAUAAUAAUAAUAAUUUAUCACUAAUUCCUCUUCUGAAGAUAUUUAAAAAUCAUUUAAAAUCAAAUUUGUGAAGCCCAUAAAAAUAUUUUCCCAAAAGAUUAAAAUGAAGAUGGAAGUGCAAGCAGACAAUACACCCCUUGCUGUUAAGCUAUUAACAGCAGGGACCGCUGCUUGUUUUGCAGAUUUGGUAACGUUUCCUUUAGACACGACCAAAGUUCGUAUGCAGAUCGCUGGUGAAGGACGUGCAGCAAUGCUUAUGGCAUCCCCAGAGGGUUCAGUGAUGGCAAUUCGAACUGCCCAACCAGGUUUACUGCAAACAUUAACAAACAUCGUGAGAGUCGAAGGUGUAAGGAGCUUGUAUGGAGGACUUUCAGCGGGACUCCAAAGACAGAUGUGUUUUGCAAGUGUCAGAUUGGGCCUAUAUGACAAUGUGAAGAACUUCUAUGCUGGAUCUACCAACGGUAAUUCUGUGAAUAUAUUCACACGAAUAGCAUCUGGAAUCACAACUGGAGCUUUAGCUGUUUUAAUUGCACAACCAACUGAUGUAGUGAAAAUUCGACUUCAAGCUGGAAAUAAUGGAAAAUCCACUGUAAGAUAUAAAUCAACUCUCGAAGCUUACAAAAAUAUUGCUGUUAAAGAAGGUGUUCGAGGAUUAUGGAAAGGAACGGGUCCCAAUGUCUCAAGAAAUGUUAUUGUAAACGUCGCCGAAAUUGUUUGCUACGACGUGAUAAAGGACUUAAUUUUAAAUAAUGGAUUAAUGCGAGAUGGUAUUCCAUGUCAUUUAGCAGCAGCAGUUGCUGCUGGUUUAUGUACCACAAUUGCAGCAAGUCCAGUUGAUGUUGUUAAAACACGUUACAUGAAUAGUGCACCGGGUGAAUAUAAAAGUGCACUAGAUGCUGCAAGUCGAAUGUUUAUCAAUGAGGGUCCACAAGCAUUUUAUAAAGGUUUCGUACCGAGUUUUGCACGUUUCGUUUCUUGGAACAUCGUUCUCUGGGUGACUUACGAGCAAAUCAAAAUUCAAACUAAAAAAUUUCAACAACCUUACUAAAAACUUUUACAUUUUCGUCACAUAUGCUCGAAAAUAAUUUUCCUAUAUACAUAUAUUAAAAAAAAAUUGAUAUUAAGUUUUGUUGGUUUAAAAAAAAAAUAGAAAAGAAUGUAAUACUGUUCAUUCUUCAAUAUACAUAUAUAUAUAGUGAUAAAUAUUUAGUUUUUGAAAACGACCAAUUUAUUUGCAUAUUCGUUGGAGAAAUAAACAUUUUUUUAUUAUAUGAAAGAAAAAUUAGUUGCAGGCACAACAGGUGAAAAAAAAUCAAAUAAGUAUUUAUUUUAACCAAAAAUAAUUAUUAUUUAGUUAAAAUAAAUUAAUAUUUGAUUUUUAAAUAGUCAAAUUAAAUGUAAUAACUAAAUAUAAUAUAUGUAAUAGUUUAUUGUAAGGUUGAACGAAAAGUAUAGUAUACUUUAGGUUUACAUAAUGGAAUUGAGGCAAAAUUUAAAAAUCUGUUUUUUACUUUUAUAGUUUGUAUUUGUCAUUAGAAAAUUUGAUUAUCUAAAGUAAUUAAUUAGAACAAGGUACAUUUGUACUGCUAUAAUUAUUUGUUUUUCUUUUAGAUAAUUAUUAAAGUAAUGAUUAAAUUAUCAAUAACAAUGACAUGUUUAGUGAAAUUUACCACACUAUAAAGUGUGUGUAAUUGAAAACAAAGAGAAUUUUUUCUAUUUCUUUUUAAAACUGAAGACCAAAUGGAAGAAAAUAAGAGUCUAGAAAAGAAUUUGUAAUAUUCAUGUAGUACCGACAUUUGAUAAAAAAAAAUCUUACAUUAAGAUAAAUUUUCUUCUUUAGAUCGCUGGCGGUCCAGAAUCAAUAUGAUUCUAUUUCACAUGACAAAAUAGUUUGUUUUUUUUAUUUUUUCAUUAUUAAGUACCAACAUAUAUCUGAAUUAAAAAUUUUUAUAUUUCCGACAAUAACUUUAAACUAAAUUUAUAAUACUGAUUUGUAUAUUAGUAAUACAAUUUAAUGGAAUUAAUUGAAUAUCAAAAAAAGAAAGUAUUAUAUAUGAAAAUAUAAAUGCGUUAUAUGUUUGUAUUUAAAUAAUUUAGUGAAUUAUUAUUUGACUUUGUAAAUUCUUUGGAUAAGAGUUUAAAAUAGUAUUUUUACAGAAGAAGUUAUUAAAUAAAUAUCAAUAAUUAUUUUAA